Molecule: messenger RNA, 963 nt
Organism: Echinostoma caproni
Lineage: Eukaryota; Metazoa; Platyhelminthes; Trematoda; Plagiorchiida; Echinostomatidae
Source: the annotation of a GenBank genome assembly
AUGAUAUAUCCACAGGUACUUUGCAGCCAGUUACUUCUGAUUGUGGUCCGUUUGGCGUCCAUCUAUAUGAAGUGGAACAAGGGACCCACGAAGAAGCUUUUGCGAAUCAAAGUAACUUCUCACGAAUCUGAAUUGGAGUUCAAUAUAUCGCCUAAAAGCACUGGAAAGUAUCUGUUUGACCUAGUGUGCAGUACUAUCGGUUUACGGGAGACAUGGUAUUUUGGCUUGCAAAGUUAUAGCGUGUUACCAAACGGACGGAUGCGGUUAUCACAGUGGUUAAAACUAGAUAAAAAAAUUGUUUCGCAACGUGCCAAUGCGGUUCAGAAGCAGUUAUGUUUCUUUUUUCACACCAAGUUCUUCCCCGAGGACAUUGAGCAAGAACUGAUCCAAGCGACCACUCGUCAUUUAUUCUAUUUGAGCGUCAAAGCGACAAUUCUAAAUCGGAAUGAAACAGAUCUCAAUGGAACCUUUUCCUGUGAUCUCUGUCCCAGUUUGGAUGUGGCAAUUGUUCUGGCCUCGUUGGCAGCCCAGGCGGAGUACGGAGAUCUGUGUGAAGAUGAACUGGACGACAAAGAUGAUCCGAAUUUUCUUCCCACGCGUUUGCUGCGUCUAAUCCCGGUGCAACUGGUACAACAUGUCCAAACCAAUCAGGUUCUCGCCCAAAAAUUGCGCGAGUGCUAUAAAUCGUAUAAAGGAAUCAAUCGCGAUAAAGCCGAGUUGCAGUAUCUGAAAUUAGCACAAAUGCACCAUUUAUUCGGUGUGGACUUCUUUCCGAUCGUUGUAAGUGAUCGCCCGAACAAGAUAGCGCAACUGAUGCGUGCUGCUUGCUCCUGGCUGGACCCCGUAUUUUUGUGGUCGCUUGUUUCUGUUUUGCCCGUUUGCGUGCAUCUAUAUGUUCACAUUAGAACCAUUCAGUCCUGCAUGAAAGCCUGUUGCAUGAGACUCACCGUUCAAUCACUCUGA